AUGGAGACAGGGAGGGGACGUCCUAAGAAAAAGAAGGUGUUAUCCCCCCUAGUUCAUACUCUGGAAAUGGAGAAGGGAACAGACAAUGGGAGCACCUCGAAAAGCAUGGAAAGUAGCCAACAUGAGGAACAAGAAAUUGUUAAAGAGAACAAAGGAGAUCCAAAAGUCUCGGAAGUGGAAGAAAGGAUGAACAUUAAGACUAACCAUGAAGAAGAGCCACCAAAAAAGUUAUAG
Lathyrus sativus (Indian pea) is the source of this 234-nucleotide messenger RNA. NCBI's taxonomy places the organism in Eukaryota, Viridiplantae, Streptophyta, Magnoliopsida, Fabales, Fabaceae. The record is from the annotation of a GenBank genome assembly.